Vigna radiata var. radiata (mung bean) is the source of this 575-nucleotide messenger RNA. RefSeq names its product lamin-like protein. Gene Ontology annotation, cellular component: plasma membrane. Gene Ontology annotation, molecular function: electron transfer activity. NCBI's taxonomy places the organism in Eukaryota, Viridiplantae, Streptophyta, Magnoliopsida, Fabales, Fabaceae. Bases 189 to 566 code for a protein of 125 amino acids. The record is from RefSeq and is a predicted model, not a curated record. The transcript is spliced from 2 exons.
AUCUAUCUAUCUAUCUGUGUUUGUUGUUUGUUCGAUCGAACAAUGGCGAUAUGGAAGAACAUGAUGGUGGUGAUGGUGAGUGUAGUGAUGAUGGGGUGGUUGUCAUUGGUGGUGAUGGGAAAUCCGGUGCUUCAUAAGGUGGGAGGCUCCAAAGGUUGGAACAAUAAUCAUGAUGUGAACUACACUGAAUGCUCUGCCCAAGAACAUGUCUAUGUUGGAGAUUGGCUUUAUACUUCAAUGUUCUGGAGGUGAACAAGACAAACUACGAGAAUUGCAUAGACAGAGACUUCAUAAGAAACGUGACAAGAGGUGGUCGUGAUGUGGUGCAGAUGACAGAGGCAAAGACCUAUUACUACCUCUCAGGUGGAGGCUACUGUUUCCAUGGCAUGAAAGUUGCUGUGCAUGUUCAACAACAUCCUGCAAUGGCACCAGCUCCAUCCAUGCCUGUCUCUGCUUCUCCUUUGCCCUCUCUCUCGUCUUCCUGCAUUUCGAUCAUUCUCGUUAAUGUCCUUUAUUAUGUCAACUUCCUUUUCAUCGAUGGUUCGUGUCUGCUGAGCUUUUCUUAGUAUCAUCUC